Messenger RNA from Knipowitschia caucasica, 1827 nucleotides. NCBI's taxonomy places the organism in Eukaryota, Metazoa, Chordata, Actinopteri, Gobiiformes, Gobiidae. The record is from the annotation of a GenBank genome assembly.
AUGAAAAAUGUUGUCAACAACUACACAGAGGCUGAAAUCAAGGUGCGGGAAGCCACCUCGAAUGACCCCUGGGGACCUCCCACCACUCUGAUGGCAGAAAUCUCAGACUUGACCUUCAACAUAGUGGCGAAUGCUGAAGUUAUGGGCAUGUUAUGGAAAAGACUCAAUGACCACGGCAAGAACUGGCGUCAUGUUUAUAAGGCGCUGACCCUGAUGGACUAUCUAGUGAAGACCGGCUCUGAUCAAGUGGCGAAGGAGUGUAAGGAGAAAAUCUACUCUGUUCAGACUCUGAGGGACUUCCAGUAUUUAGACAAAGAUGGACGUGAUCAGGGCAUCAAUGUGAGGGAGAAGGCCAAGCUGCUGGUGUCUCUGCUCAGAGAUGAGGACAAGCUGAAGAGGGAGAGGAGCCAGGCGCUGAAGACCAAGACGCGCAUGGCUGGGAUGAGCAGCGGGCUGAGCUCCACGCCGCCUCCAUACCCGGGACGCCACUCGAGUCACGCGUCCGGAGCCUACGGAGAGGAGACGGGCAGGUGCAGGAGAACGUCGUCCUCUCUUCCUUCCUCCACUUCCUCUUCUCGCUUCGUCCCAGACAUAGAGCAGGCCCGACCGCACACCAGCGGAGAAGAGGAGCUGCAGCUGCAGCUGGCCUUGGCCAUGAGCCGAGAAGAGAGUGAAAAGCCACCUCCUCCAACUGUGGAUAUUGAUGAACAGACCCAGCUACAAAUCGCUAUGAGUCUCAGCAAGGAGGAUUCAACGAAGCCUGUUCCUCGUGCAACAACCAACAAUGUAGACUUGGAUGAAGACACCCAGCUUCAGAUGGCCUUGAAUCUAAGCAAAGAGGAGCACCAGCAGGAGCAGAUGAGUCGCCAAGGAGAUGAGUCUAUGCUAAUGAGGGCUCUUGAAGAAAGCAAACGUGAGAUGGAGACUAAAGGCGGGACCGCUUUUAUGGACUUGGUAGAUAUUUUUGCAGUGCCCGCCGAUGCACCGUUACGGGACACUCACAGCGGGCCGCAUCAGGCGGCUGCGCGAGGUGGAGGCCUCCCCUGGGACUCUAUGGAUGCAGGUACCAACCUUUCACGACCUGAUUCUCCGUGGAUGGCUCCUCCAAGCAGUCCCCCUCCUCCUUGGGAGCCGUACCAGGCCUCUGCUGAUCCUUGGGACGCUCCCAUGAACAACGUCGCUGUCUCCAACAACAGGUCGUGGGCCUCCUCUGGCAGCACAGGAGCUGAGUUUUCUGCACCGUUAAAUCCAUUGAGAGGGGCUGGAGCCUCGCCUCGCGCUGUUAGUCCGUCAGAUGGUGAUUUAUUUGAUGAAGCUAUGGACGGCGGAAGAGUAAGCAUUAACGGAAGAGGAGAUGCGGCGAGUCCUGAGCUGUUUGACCUGACAAACCUGAGGGAAAACCUGCCCUAUGCUUCCAACAAUCGCACAUGUCGAACACCUGAAUCAUUCCUGGAUCCGGCUGCAGCCUCACUUGUUAAUCUGGACAGUUUAAUCCCAGUGAAUUCUGAUGCCAAGAAUAAAAAUCCUUUUUUGUCAGGUCUGACUGCUCCUUCUGUCAAUAAUCCAUUCCAAACAGAGCAGCCAAAAUUAACACUUAAUCAACUUGGCUCCGGCUUGAUCUCCACGGGUCCCAAUAAUACCUCCCUGCCGUACAGUGCGUCGCUGCCUCUGCCUCUGACCCACCAGCCCUCCAGCCUGCCCUCCUCGCUCACACAUCCACAGCCCGGCCUGGACCUUUUGGGGACCAUGCCUGAGCCUCUGCUGCCCCUGACAGGAAGCACACAGGGAGAUCAGACAUCACAAGCCAACCCAAACCCUUUCUUAUGA